AUGGAUUACUACUAUCGGAAACUGAUGGGUAAUGGAGCGAUUACAACAAAGUUUCGCCUAAAUUAUGCGUCUCCAUUUCAACAGACAUCUUCUAAUCUUCGCCAAGGAGUCGAGGAAGCGGAAGUAAAGGGAAAAGCUGCUGAAGAUAGUGUCCCUUCUGGGCCGAGCUCUACUAUGGACUCGGAAUCGAAGGUUGAAAAAUCCGCACAACCAACAUCGCCUUCGACUGCUCCAAAACCGGCUCCAGAACAGAUCAAAGAGUCUGAAGACUCGUCUUCAGUUCAAGCCACUCCUUUAGAUACAGAAUCCUCAACUAAAUUGGUGGAUCCCACUACAGGAACGCCCGCUACUCACCACACUAGUAGUUGCGGAAGAUGCUACAAGUUGAAAAAGAAAUGCCUGAGAGAAUACCCUAAAUGCACAAAUUGUACCAAAUCAGGGGUUCCUUGUGAGUAUAUCAACAGGUCCAAUAAGCGUAGGAAAAAGCUAUCAGUGGCUGAAAAUGAACGUCUCAUCGGCGACAUUAACCAUAAGUCUUUCAGUAAGAAUGGGAAUGGCCAAAAAGAGUCUGAAUAUUUUACUGAGAAGGAAGGAGCCGGAUCUUCUUUGAGAACUUUAUUGAGUGAGGAACAAGAGAAGGAGCUCGCAGCUCACAAACUUGUUUCUAUUUCUUCUUUGCUCUCCAACGAGCGUAGCUUCGAUAAUAAUGGUAGAACAGCCAUGAUUCCUAAAUUGCCCAAAACAGAAGCUACGAAUAUCACAUCGCUGAGAGGUGGCGGGCCACCUCUUCGUUUUGCUGACAAACUAGAUUUACAAGCAAUCAAAAAGCCGAGCCAUCAUACUAAUCUCAAAGAUGAAUUUAUCACCAUGAAACCAAUCACAGACCUUGAUCUCCCCACAAGAUUUAUAUUUAACUUCUUUCAUAAUUAUGAGACCAGGUGCCCUUUCAUAGAUCAAAAUCAGUUUAUGCAAACGUUUAAAGAACUAGAAUUCUCCAAAGAGUCUAUCAUAAAUCUUGAUGUAUACCUUAUGUUGAGUAUUGGAUGUCUCAUUCACGAUAAAUCCACCAAUUCUUCAUUAUUCCAAGAAUACUUCAGUGAGAAGAACAUUGAAUCUAUUGUAGAUGUGUUGAACUUUGAAUCUUUGGAAGGUUUAAGGUUGUUGUUUUUAUUGGUUUUAUUUAAAUUAAAUCAGUAUAGAGAAGAAAGCAUAGACCAUUGCUGGGAACUAAUCAGCAUAUUAUCCCGCGGUAUCAUUAAAUUGAAUAUAUACAGUGGUAGUGAGAAUAUUGAAGAACAAGGAUUAUUCUGGUCUGUAUAUAACCUUGAUAAAACCGUCAGCUUAUUAUUAAAAAGACCAAGUCAAACUCCUCACGAUGAUUUUAUAGGGCUUCCGUUACCUUUCGCUGGUAACAAUGAAGAAUCAUCUCCAUCGUCUGUAAUAGAUUUAAACAAUAAAGAAAUUGAGUACAGCAUGCUUAUCAAUCGAUUGCUUGCUUUAAAAUUAUCCAAAUCACCAGAAUCCAAGUGUCAACAGAUUAAAGAGCUUUCCUCUAAUAUUGAAAAAUGGAGAGUAGGGAUUAGUCGAGUGAUACACAGCUCCAACUAUGAAGCUCCAGAAGAAUAUAUCUCCCUCGUUAAUUUGAAUUAUUAUUAUUAUUUGAUAGAAUUAGAUCAAAUAUCACUAAGUGAAUCGUUCCAAUUUACCCUCCAAUUUUUAUCAAAUUCAUUUACUUUACUUAUGCAUUAUGAUGAGAAGAACUAUAACAGAAAGAAGAAUGGUGGGGAUCGAAAGAAGUUUAUAGGUUUUUCCUUGAGUACACUGUUUUGGUACCUGAAACUUUUCCAGGUUGUGAAAUAUAGCUUGAACUCGCUAAUCGAUGGCCUAGUCACUUCUGAUAAUGCUGGGGAUGCUAAUGCCCCUCUCAAUUUGGUCGAAUUUAAUAGUAACUUGCAGCUAAUGAUCAAUCUUUUUAAAUUUUUGGCCAAGCUGGAUAGAGGAGAAAUGAAUUAUUUAAAUAACAAAAUCGAUACUUUUGCAGCUCAUUUAAGUUUACUUGGCAUGAAGAUGAUGGGAUUUAUGAUGACAGAUGAAGCUGGUAAAAGAGAACAAUUAGCUGGAGAAGUUAAAAAGAUUAAUAGAACUUUGUUCCCCGAUGCUUUUGUCUAG
Molecule: messenger RNA, 2169 nt
Organism: Dujonia railenensis
Lineage: Eukaryota; Fungi; Ascomycota; Pichiomycetes; Serinales; Debaryomycetaceae
Source: the annotation of a GenBank genome assembly